Molecule: messenger RNA, 2319 nt
Organism: Diutina rugosa
Lineage: Eukaryota; Fungi; Ascomycota; Pichiomycetes; Serinales; Debaryomycetaceae
Gene: LIG1
Product: tRNA ligase
Exons: 1
Coding region: 1-2319 (772 amino acids)
Biological process (GO): tRNA splicing, via endonucleolytic cleavage and ligation
Cellular component (GO): nuclear inner membrane
Molecular function (GO): phosphoric diester hydrolase activity; ATP binding; RNA ligase (ATP) activity
Source: RefSeq, a predicted model, not a curated record
AUGUCCCGAGUGCCCCCCGACGAGGUGCGCCAGCUUGUGGAGGCGCUCAAGCAAAGCACCGAGCUCAAGAAGGCCGGCCGGUGCCGGCGCCGUGCCAAUGGCGUCCCCGGGGUGCCCGACGUGGAGCUCUCGCUGUGGAAGUUUAACGACUGGGACUACUACGAUAAAGCUAAGUGCACCCUCCCGAUAUCGUCUCGAGGGCUUUUUACGCUAAACGACGACAAAAUCAUCAUCAGAGGCUACGAUAAGUUCUUCAACGUCGACGAAACCGAGCGCACCAAAAGGGCUAAACUUGAGCAGUUACCAGGCCCGUUUGAAGUGACAGUUAAAGAAAACGGGUGUAUAAUCUUUAUCGGGGCAUUACCCACUGGUCAGUUGGUGGUGACGCUGAAAAACUCUACUGGUACCGACUUGCCUCCGGAGUCGAAAAACCACGCUAAGGCCGGUUACGAAGCGUUAAAGCGCCAACUCCAAACUGAGGCCAAGUGGGCACAAAUGGGCCACUACUUAUACGCGAAUAACCUCACGGCAGUGGCCGAGUACUGCGACGACGAGUUUGAAGAGCACGUGUUGCCGUACCCUAAAGAACGCGCUGGCUUGUACCUCCACGGGCUCAACCAUAAUACCAUUGCCUUCGCCACCGAGCCCAUGCCCGAAGUGAAGCGGUUUGCCGACGAGUGGGGGUUCCGCUGCAUCGACUGGGAGGUGUUUGAAGACACCACCAGUUUGUUUGAGCACUUGGACAAGUGCGCGGAAACCGGUACCUACAAGGAUGAAGAGGUGGAAGGGUUUGUCGUUCGUUCUGGGAACAACUUCUUCUUCAAGUACAAGUUUGAGGAGCCCUACUUACUCUACCGCCAGCUUCGCGAGGUGACGUCUAAGCUUAUUGCCACAGGUCUGCCUAACGAUAUCAAGGUGAAAAAGCACCAGGAUAUCACGAGGCAGUACUUGGAAUUUGUUGACGACUUGUUCGCCAAAGAGCCUCAGUUAAAGCAGAGGUUUAUCGAUAAAGUGGGCGUGAUUGAAGUGCGCCAGCGGUUUCUCGCCCUGCGCAACGAAGUGCACGGUAUCGACUUAUUGAACCACAUGGAACUGCUUGAGAUUGAGCGAGGUCCGCCCAAGUUGGUGCUUGUGCCCGUGGCUACGAUCGGUGUGGGGAAAACGCUGGUGUUUCUGAUAUUGGCCUCGGUGUACGGGUGGCCCCACAUCCAAAACGACAACAUUCUGUCGCUGGCGAAGAAGAAGCUUGUUGAUCGGACGCUCAUGGCGCUCAAGCUGGCGCCGGCGGCGCUUAUGGACCGCAACAACUCGCUGGCACGGGAGCGCAAGCAGAUCUUCGACGACUUGACGGCUAAGCGCAGCAAGUACUUGGACGUUAGCGACUCCAUCAGCUGUGUGGGGAUUGAUUUCAUUGGUGGUACUGAUGAUGCCACCAUGGAUCAACUCUGGCAAAUUACCUGGCCCCGAGUGAAGGCUAGAGGUGACAACCACCAGACGUUGAAGCUGGAUCUGGACCCCACCACGGUGGAGCGAGUGAUGAAAGGUUUCAUUGGCCGAUACCAACCUUUAGACCCUAAUAAUUCUCCCGAUGACGAGUUUGACCAUUGCAUCAAUUUAGAGCUUCGGCCCGAGUCGCUGGUGGCUAACGCGGUGUAUAUCGCUCGCCAAUUGCACCAGUGGUACCCUGAAAUUGUCACUGAGAUUCCCCCCGUGGCUACCUUCCACAAAGCAUUUGACGAUGCUCGCAAUGCCAAAGUGACUAUCACUAAGAGCAUGGCACUGCAACAGCUGGUGGCUUACUACGGGAUUAAGAUUGACCACGACGCCUUAGUCAAACUUGUGGCUACUACUUUGAAUGGCCAUCAUCAGUGGCAACACUACACAGCUAACCAGCGAGUCCAGGAUGAGUUCCACAUCACUUUAGCUCACGGCGCUCUGGCUCGAGACCCUAAUAAUAAGGCUAAGUGGGCUCAGUUGAAGCACGACUUCCCGCUGAAAUACGAACACCAGCCGCGGAACGACCUCCCCUACGCGUUUGACGUCCAAGUGCAAUCGGUCAUCGUGCUGGACCGUGUGAUCUGUGUCGAAGUGGCCGUGAGCGACCCCAUCCCUGAAGUGGGAGCCCCCAUGCCCCCGCUACCGAUCCCCGUGCUUAAUACCCAUCUCCACAUCACGGUGGGCACGGCUGACGCGCUGAUCCGUCCGUUUGAGCUGAACCAACUCCUUCUGGCCAUCGAUAGAGGGGAGUCGGUGGACUACCAGCGAGUGCCCGUCCAAGCCUCGUUAGCCCACCAGCGGAUGUUUGCCUCAUUCGUCUAG